GGGAGGUUUCAUUGAUGGUUAAUCAUGAAUGAAAAUGAAACUAAGAAUACAUACUGUAGAAAAAGAAGUCGCCAGACUGGGCUUUAAAAAGUUUGGUGUCUUACACAUUAGAGAGUGAGUGUCUUCACUCAGCUGGGUUUUUCAAAAUUUGGUUAUUGCAACGAAUUCCCUUCUUUCAUAAAGCUGAGCUGAUUGUACUUUGGGCUACCAAUGGGUUAAACACUAUCCCCUCAGUCAGAGGGAAAUUGGCCGUGACAAACACUGCUGCUGACUCGCAAUGCAGGGCUUCGGGAGGUAUAAAGACGGAGUUCAGGGCGGGGAAGACACAGCUUUCUCAGGGACGGAAGCCACAACAAUUAGAGAAAACCCGUCGGCAAUUAUGGAUUCAUCUGACAGUCAAAGGAAAAAGAUAGCAGUCAUUGGUGGUGGCUUGGUUGGAUCAUUAAAUGCAUGCUUCCUUGCAAAGAGGAAUUUCCAAGUUGAUGUAUAUGAAGCUAGGGAAGAUAUCCGAGUGGCUGAAUUUGCGCGCGGAAGAAGCAUUAACUUGGCCCUUUCUUACAGAGGACGACAAGCCUUGAAAGCCAUUGGCCUAGAAGACCAGAUUGUAUCCCGAGGUGUUCCCAUGAGGGCAAGAAUGAUUCACUCUCUUUCAGGAAAAAAGUCUGCCAUUCCCUAUGGAACAAAGUCCCAGUACAUUCUUUCUAUAAGCAGAGAAAACCUGAACAAGGAUCUGUUGACUGAGGUUGAGAAAUACCCCAACGCAAAGGUGCACUUUGGCCACCGGAUGUUGAAGUGUAACCCCGAGGAAGGGCGGCUCACUGUGCUUGGAUCUGACAAAGUUCCCAAAGAUGUCACCUGUGACCUCAUUGUAGGGUGUGAUGGAGCCUAUUCAACUGUCAGAGCUCACCUCAUGAAGAAACCCCGCUUUGAUUAUAGUCAGCAAUACAUUCCUCAUGGAUACAUGGAGUUGACUAUUCCACCUAAGGAUGGGGGCUAUGCCAUGGAACCUAAUUACCUGCAUAUUUGGCCUAGAAAUACCUUUAUGAUGAUUGCACUUCCUAACACGAACAAAUCUUUCACGUGCACUUUAUUCAUGCCCUUUGAAGAGUUCGAAAAGCUCCUAACUAGUAGUGAUGUGCUGGAUUUCUUCCAGAAGUACUUUCCGGAUUCCAUCCCUCUAAUUGGAGAGCGAGCCCUGACACAAGAUUUCUUUCUGCUGCCCGCCCAGCCCAUGAUAUCUGUCAAGUGCUCUUCUUUCCACUUUAAAUCACACUGUGUGCUGCUGGGAGAUGCGGCCCACGCCAUCGUGCCCUUCUUCGGGCAAGGAAUGAAUGCGGGCUUCGAAGACUGCUUGGUAUUUGAUGAGUUAAUGGAUAAAUUCAAUAACGACCUUAGUAUGUGUCUUCCUGAAUUCUCAAGAUUUAGAAUUCCAGAUGACCAUGCAAUUUUGGACCUAUCCAUGUACAAUUACAUAGAGAUGCGAGCACAUGUCAACUCAAGGUGGUUCAUCUUCCAAAAGAAUAUUGAGAGAUUUCUUCAUGCCAUUAUGCCAUCAACGUUUAUUCCUCUCUAUACCAUGGUCACCUUUUCCAGAAUAAGAUACCAUGAGGCUGUGCUGCGCUGGCAUUGGCAAAAAAAGGUGAUAAACAAAGGACUCUUUUUCUUCGGAACACUGAUAGCCAUCAGCAGUACCUACCUACUUACGCGCUGCAUGUCACCGAGAACCCUGGACUACUUGAGAAGACCAUGGGACUGGGUCACUUACUUCCAGAAUACAGGAUGAAGUCAAUAGCAGGGGCUCCUCUGUGCUCUUCUCCUUCUACUAGAACCUUGGAGGUCAAGGUCUGAAGAUGGUAACAUCACAGCAUGGAAGAAACCUAGAUUCCUACGUGACUGCAUGGAGCAGAUCCCAUCUCCACCAAAUACCCUGGACCGUGGACUCUGAUCUGAAUGAGGAAUAAACUCUUUCUUGUUAAUCCAUUGAAAUGUUAGGGUUUUUUGUUACAAUAGUUAGUCUAUCAUAACCAAUAAAACAUAAAUACAAAGUUACUUAAUUUAAUUUUUAUUCCCUCUGUUUAGAGCGAAAUAAAAUGGUAAUACAUGGGCUUUCCCAGAUCAGGAAAUGUCAAUGAAAAAUAUAAUAAAUAGCUACGUUGAUUUCUGUCUUCUUUGAACUCCAUUUAUAUACGAGUUAGCAUUUAGUUUAUACUCACAUUUAAAAA
This is a messenger RNA of Equus quagga, 2222 nucleotides long. RefSeq names its product kynurenine 3-monooxygenase (gene KMO). Lineage: Eukaryota; Metazoa; Chordata; Mammalia; Perissodactyla; Equidae. The record is from RefSeq and is a predicted model, not a curated record. Gene Ontology annotation, cellular component: mitochondrial outer membrane. Bases 278 to 1783 code for a protein of 501 amino acids. Gene Ontology annotation, biological process: L-tryptophan catabolic process; NAD+ metabolic process; quinolinate biosynthetic process. Gene Ontology annotation, molecular function: FAD binding; kynurenine 3-monooxygenase activity; NAD(P)H oxidase H2O2-forming activity. The transcript is spliced from 16 exons.